AUGGACUACUUGAAUAUGAUGGCCUUCCCGUACAUCAAGGAGCACCAAUACCUCGCGGAGCCUUACCGAUUUUUGACUCCCUAUUCCGGACAUCCGUUUUACGUGUCGGACACCUACUCGAGUCUUCCCUGUCCCCACGGGGACCGCCACCUCCGCGGCAUAAGCAUGGAACUGUCGAAUCGCGACCUGUGGCGGCAAUUCAAGAACCAAGAGACCGAAAUGAUCAUCACGAAAAGCGGAAGGCGUAUGUUUCCGGCGAUCCAGAUAAGCGUCCGCGGCUUGAAUCCGGACAAAAAGUACUCGGUGGCCAUCGAAAUGGUACUGGUUACGGGUCACCGUUACAAGUACAACAGCACCGGUGGGGAGAACAAGUUGGCCGGUUGGACCGAGUCGGGCCCGGCCGAGGCCCAGCCGCCCUUGGGCCGUAGGUUUUUCUGGCACCAGGACGGCCCGGCCCCGGGUGCCCACUGGGAACAACAGCCCCUCAACUUUUCCAAGCUCAAACUCACCAACAACGCCCAGGAGUUGCACGGCAAUAUACUCCUUACCUCGAUGCACAAGUACCUGCCGAGGAUAUGGAUCGUCCAGUGCGACCACACGCCCUCCCUGGACCACAUAACGCAGUUGCCCGCCGCGGUAUUCGAAUUUCCCGAAACUGAAUUCAUCGCCGUCACUGCCUAUCAGAACGAAAACAUCACGAAGCUGAAAAUCAACCACAACCCCUUCGCCAAGGGCUUCCGGGAGAACGGGCUGUCGGCCAAGCGGAAGCGCGGCCUCUGCGACUCGGGCAAGCCGGACAAGAGCACGACCGGCGGCGUCGGCCCCACCACCAACGACACGAGCGUCGUUUCCGACGACGACAACAGCAGCGACAAGUUUGACGAGGCUCUGACCCCCGUGUCCAGCCAGCACUCGUCGCCCCCGGCCUCGCCCAAACGAUUCUGCCCGGAAAAUCGGCAGCAACGGUCCCACGAGGUGACGAGCGCCAACGCGUUGGCCGAUUCGUACACGUCGUACCGGCCCCUGACGCCCGACUCGCCGGACGAGUUGGCCGAGCCGAGGGACAGCCACCCCCAGGAUCUUCGGAAAGUGAAGGUCGAGUGCGAGGUGAAAUCGGAGCCGAGGGAGCAUCACGGGGUCGAAGAGGGGCCGGCCGCGAUUGUUCACAGGCCUUGGGAGGACAGGCCGUGGUUCGACAUGGCGAGGAAGGAGUCGCUGCCGGUGGUGGGGGCGUCCUGCGAUUAUUGGUGCGGUUACGAUCGCCCCAUGAACUACAGCCAUCACCAGCGAUCGGUGGAGCAGGAGGAGGUGAUCCGCCAACGGACGGCGGAGUACUUGCGACAAAUGGGAUCGCCCUACGGGCCGCGGUUGUAG
This is a messenger RNA of Copidosoma floridanum, 1374 nucleotides long. RefSeq lists its product as uncharacterized. Lineage: Eukaryota; Metazoa; Arthropoda; Insecta; Hymenoptera; Encyrtidae. The record is from RefSeq and is a predicted model, not a curated record. Gene Ontology annotation, molecular function: DNA-binding transcription factor activity, RNA polymerase II-specific; RNA polymerase II cis-regulatory region sequence-specific DNA binding. Gene Ontology annotation, cellular component: nucleus; chromatin. Gene Ontology annotation, biological process: regulation of transcription by RNA polymerase II; positive regulation of DNA-templated transcription; cell fate specification.